Messenger RNA from Nyctereutes procyonoides (raccoon dog), 4824 nucleotides. It is a transcript of the gene PIK3IP1, whose product is annotated as phosphoinositide-3-kinase interacting protein 1. The record is from RefSeq and is a predicted model, not a curated record. The transcript has 6 exons. Gene Ontology annotation, molecular function: signaling receptor binding; endopeptidase activity. NCBI's taxonomy places the organism in Eukaryota, Metazoa, Chordata, Mammalia, Carnivora, Canidae. The coding region runs from base 2144 to 2950 and encodes 268 amino acids.
UCGAUCCCGGGUCUCCAGGAUCGCGCCCUGGGCCAAAGGUAGGCGCCAAACUGCUGCGCCACCCAGGGAUCCCAAUAAUCUAAAAUGGUACAAGUGCUGGCCUGUGUAUAUAGCCUAUCUCUGUUAUAAUCAGAGGAGAAAGUAUUAUAAUCUGGGAGAAGUAGCCCUUCAGAGUCUGAGGAGCAUUUCAUCAGACAAUAACUGAACACUCACUGCAUACAAAAGCAAUAGAUUAGAUGCUUAGGAAUCCAUCCAAAAGAACCCCUGGCUACUCUGAAAUUAAAAGCUGCAUUCUCAUUUUCUCAAGCUUAUAUAUUUUAUGUAAUGAAAUAAAAUGUACAUCGUAUUUUUCUUGUAGUGGUGUAAGUCCGCAAGAAAAAGUGUGCAAAGAACCCUUCCCCUUCGGCCUUCUGCCUAUAGAAAUAUCCAACUGAUUCCCUGAAAAUGUUAGCUUUCUUUAGCAAGUGAAAUACACCCUAUUAUUCUCUCCUUGACCCUGUUUUACUGUUUUUCACGACACUUAGGACCACCUGACACUUUACAUAUUUAUCAUUUAUCUUUCCCAAUCAAAAUAUAAGCUCUCAUAAGGGCAGAGAUUUCAAGUAUUUUGUUCACAGAUACAUUCUCAGUAUCUGGAACUAUAUCUAGUAUGUGGUAAGUUCUCAAAAAAUUAUAAAAUUAAUAAAAGUGUUUUAAAAGGCCCCCUGAAUGCUGUGUUACAAUCAUUAAAUUGUAAAAUUUUGGCAUAUCUGUGUAUAUGUAUGUGAAUACAUUUACAGAUUCUGUGUGAUUACCAGCAUAGGCCAAGUCAGGAGUCAGAAGAUCAGAAGCUUGUGUGGGCAGACAGGAGUAUGGUUGCAAAAACAAAGCAACAUGUCUUAUUAAAUGGACUAAAGGACUCAAACACAGUCAGCAAACUUCUGUAAAAAGUAAACUAAAUUUCUGUCCUUUCCAUGUCUGAAAUCUGACUAGUAAAUGCAAAUUUACUUCAGAUUGGUUGGAUUGACAUUAGCUUUCUUCCUUGAUAAAGCUUCUGAAACCUAUUUAGUGAAGUUUUUUUUUCUUCUCCCUAAAUUACUGCCUAAAGAUACAAGCCCUCAAAUCGAAACAGUCUUCCAUUUCUAUUUUGAGAUUUGCUUGAGUCACAAGGUAAUCUUGGAGAAUCACUCUGCUCUGUCUCUCCACUUACUGAGGCUGCCUGGGAACUCAAACUGUCAGCCAAACAGGAAGAGGACCCUUCUGCCUAACUCCAAAAGGCCUAAGUCAUAUGAAUGUGGUGAGGUUUAAUGAUGGCUAUAGAUCACUGCGAUGGAUUUCCCACAGGGUGGAGGAAAGAAAGCAAACAUUUGACUUAACUUCCUCUAUAUGAAUUCAGGGCUGGUAGAAAGACUAGACUAUUAAAUACAGCAAGCAAAUGUCCCAAUGUUUGCUAACAUGUGUUUUCAACUAAAGAGACCCCUUCUGUAUUCCUACUAUAUAUGACACCUCCAAAACCCAAAUAUAAACAAAGUGACUGAUCUGAUCCUGGCAAAGGAUCAGAUUAUUAUACUUUUAUUAUUAUACUUUUUUUUAAAGUCAGUGUUUAUAAAAAUGUAUAAACCAUAAAGGCCCCUUUUUUCCAAAAUGAAUAUAAAGGGUUCCUUCCACCUGGAUGCUCUUAUUUGAGCCCACUAUGAAGUCUUGAGUUCCUCCUGCUUCUGUAGUAUGGUCCUAAAUUGUUCUGCCUUUGUGACUUUAAUUUCAAACCCUCCCCACAAUAACGCCUCUUGACAGAGUUACUCUUUCUAUACUCACACAAAUGGAAACAGAAGAGAUGAAAAGCCCCGGGGAUGCAGUCAGUGUAGAUCUCAAACUGAUCCUCUGCUAAGCACAACCUGAACUCUGCCUCUUUCUUCUGUGGGCAGAGUUCCUCUCUUGGCUUAGUGAUCUUGCUUGGCAUACGAGGCUUAGGACCCAGGGGGCGCCUUUCAGCGGAAAAAACACCUCGCUGCAGCAAGCUAGCUGGGAAGCUCCCAAUUCUAAAGAGACGCUGUUUACCAGAAGAGCAUAACAAGGGCAGGUCUGACUGCAAGCCUGGGACUGGGAGGCAGAGCCGACGCCAAGGGGAACCCAGUUGGACACUGGUUGGUCAAUCACCUGCAAGAUGAAGGAGGUGAGGAUGCUCUUGGCCUGGGUGCAAAUAUUCCUCAUCAGCAACAUGCUCCUAGCAGAAGCCUAUGGAUCUGGAGGUUGCUUCUCGGACAACGGCCACCUGUACCGGGCGGACCAGCCCUCCCCAGCACCGGGCCUGCGCUGCCUCAACUGGCUGGAGGCGCAGAACCGCCUGGCGUCUGCCUCCGCGGCGGACGCCGGCAACCACAGCUUCUGCCGGAACCCGGACCGGGACCCACGCGGGCCCUGGUGCUACGUCAGCAGCGACGCCGGCGCUCCCGAGAAGCGGCCUUGCGAGGACCUGCGCUGUUCAGAGACCACUUCCCUGUCCCCCCCAACCUCCACAGCAGAAACUGAGGCGGCGUCUGAAGUGCCAAGUGGAGAUGAGGUGCAGCUGUUCCCUCCUGCCAAUGCCCUGCCCGCCCGGAGUGAGGCAGCAGCCGUGCAGCCAGUGAUUGGGAUCAGCCAGCGGGUUCGGGUCAACUCCAAAGAGAAAAAAGACCUGGGAACCCUGGGCUAUGUGCUGGGCAUUACCAUGAUGGUGAUCAUCAUUGCCAUCGGAGCUGGCAUCGUCUUGGGCUAUACCUACAAGAGGGGGAAGGACCUGAAAGAGCAGCAUGACCAGCAAGUGUGUGAGAGGGAGAUGCAACGAAUUACCCUGCCCUUGUCUGCUUUCACCAACCCUACCUGUGAGAUCAUGGAUGAGAAGACUAUUGUGGUCCACACCAACCAGACUCCAGUGGACCUUCAGGAGGGCAGCGCUCCCCUCAUGGGCCAGGCAGGCACGCCUGGGGCCUGAGCUGCCACUAAUGGGCAGUAGCCCAUGCAGACACUGGUGCAGGACAGCCUACCCUCCUACAGCUGGGAGGAUCUAUAGUUUUUGUUGUGGUUAAAACCCUCCCUUGACUUUUUUUCUUUUUUUGGUGAAUUCUAAAACAGAAGCAGAGGUUGUGCUAAGGGUAAGGCUGGGUAGGAUCCUACCAGUGCUCCUCCUCAUCCUUGGAGCAGGAUUUUGCCUGUGGAUGGAGUUAGCGGUGGCCUCCACAGCAGUGCUGCUGACCAGGGCUUCCAAACAUUGCUUAUGCCCCAGAACUGACUCAGGGACAGACAGGGAGCUCCCCAAGGCUCCUCUAUGCUUUAUUAUCUAAGAUGGCCUCAGUCUCCACCCUUCUGUCUGUUCUCUGUGGGCUUGAGUGGCGCAUACUGUUAUCCAUAGUUCAGGUCAAGUAGGUCAAGAGUCAGGAUUUAAAAAUUAUAUUUAGUUUUUAAAAUAGUUGGGAUGGAACUCCCUACUGACCUCUGAGAACCAGAAAUGAGUUUGUACAGAAGUUAAAACUGUGGGUUGAAAAUGGGAUCUAGGCUGGGGGCUCCUGGGGGUGCUCCAGCUUGCUGGCAGUGAUGUGCCUUGAUAACCAUGGGCUGGGCCUGGGCCCAGGCCCUCUUCCUGUUUCAAAAGGAAAGGAAGAAUUGCACUGAACAUUCCACUUGGGAAGAGGGUAGAGAAGGAUUCAUGGCUGCUUUAGGCCACAGGACCUGAGGGGACCUGGGGUACCCUAGACAGUUUCUGUUCAGGGUGGACAAUGACCUCUUUUCAUUUUGCAGGGGUAAUACAAGAGCCAAUUAACCUAUGGGAAUUACACUGUGGGUCCUUGUGAGCUGCUUCUGAGGGGGUAACCCAGAAACUAAGCUCAGAGGCAAGGUAGUAAAGUCCGUCAGGACUUGCCCCGGCAGUGGCUUGAGUUUGCAGGUGGAUCUGUAGCCUCCAGGCUAGUGCAUUCCUGGGGAUAGUAGGGCUAGGGUCACAACCCCUAACUUGUAAAACAAUCAGAACCAUUGGGAGGGACCUUAGGGUUCCUCAAGCCUUUUGGACACAGGACCCUCUGGGAGCCCAUAGGGGUAAAGUGAUGCCUAAGGUCAUAGAGCAAGCUACUGGCAUGGCCAAGAGGAGAAUAACAUUUCUCCACAGCACUGUGCUGCACUGAGCCAGUGGCUCAGCAGGGCCUCCAAGCCCUGAUGUCACACUUGGAGGCCUUAGCAGUGCUCCCUAUCCAGAGCUUCCUUCCCAAAGCCUUUCCACUGCCCCACGUCGGGGGGAGGGGUCAGUAGGGCCCAUUCUCUUCAGCAGACUAUUCCUGGGAGUGGUUUGCUGAGGGGACCUAGGGUUCAAGGGUCCCUUGGUGUUAGUUGAUACCGAAGAAAAGAACAGUACAUUACUGGUUUCUACUUUUCUAUAAAAGCAUUUCUCUGUGUACAUGUUUUAUAUACCUCAUUCUGAUACCUGCAUAUAAAGUGCAGGAAAUUGCUCUGCAUUUGACUUGUAUAAAUUUUAAAAAACCACAAAAAAACAAAAAUUGUAUUGUCAAGUUUUUAAGGGGUGCCAGGACACUCCCAUAAGUUGCUUAGCUUUGGUUACCUUGUCCACACCUGUGUGGCAAGCACUGGGUUUCCUUCAUUAACCCUGGCCCUGUAACUGAUGUGGGUAACUGCUGUGUUCUGGCAUCACUAGGAAUCAUUCAGGUGGAAGUUGUAGGAAAGAUGGGAAUGCUGGCUUCCCCGUAAGUGAUUCAGUCACUGCAAAUCUUCUCCCCCCUCAGCAUUCUUCUGGAGGUGGAAGUAGUUAAAAUGAACAUCCAGGGAGCCCUCUGCAGGGGCUGGAGAUAGAAGUGAUGGGUG